AGAUAUAAUUUUAUGAAGAUAAGUUUCACUAUUUUGAUUGGGUUUUGAAUCAGAAGCGAAAAUCAAUUUAUUUCUUUAAAUUCUCUGUGAAAAUUAACUAAUUUGCCAAGUCAGCCGUUAGUCACACAAUUUCGAAGAUGACGUCAUCAACUUGGUUCAGAAACACCUACUUUUACACGAAAGGAAACCGGGAGUAUACGAAAAAUGGUUUUGAAGCUGCCAAGGCCCGUUUUGUGCCAGGGGAUUUGGACGUGGACCUGACUGGGCGCCAUAUCAUGAUAACAGGAGCCAACAAAGGCUUGGGCUUAUGCACCGCACACGAGCUGGCCAAGAGGGGCGCUGUGCUGCAUCUUGUGUGCCGCAACAUGGACGACGCGCGGCAAGCGCGUACCACCGUCGUCUCGGAGACCGGCAACGACGUGAGUCAUCUUAAUCAUUUGACGGAAGACAGUCGCGUUGUGACGGUCUCGUCGGGCGGCAUGCUGUUGGUGCGUCUGGACCCCGACGACCUGAGCUUCGAGAAGCUGGUCCCUUUCAACGGCCGCCUCGCCUACUCACAGACCAAGCGCCAGCAGGUGGUUCUCACACUGAACUACGCGCAAAUGUUCGACAAAGUCCACUUCUCCUCCAUGCAUCCCGGCUGGGUUGACACUCACGCUGUGAGGACUUCAAUCCCUGACUUCUAUGAAGCGAAUAAAGAAAAGUUACGCUCAGUCGACCAGGGCGCUGACACCAUCGUCUGGCUUGCUGCGUCCAAGAAGGCGUCUGAGCAUCCCAGCGGUCUCUUCUUCCAAGAUCGCGAACCAGUUCCAACUCACUUUCCGUUGGCAUGGACCCGCUCCUCCCUAAGUGACGAGAAGCGCUUCAUUGAAAAGCUUCACGAGAUCGCUACUCGUCUUCUCCAGCCUCGAGUUCCUGAAGCGGUUACGCCUCCCAGCGACUCCCAGGCUGAACAAAAGUCGGACGUUGAGUCCUCUUCGAUGCUAAAAGCUGACGCAGAAAUCCAAGCUGUCAAAGCAUCUUCUUCAGUUCCUGAAAGCGGCCUUCAGAGAGAACCUAAUUCAAUCACGGACGGUGUGGGCCUCCAGCAUGCUAGCGAUGUGCAGCCGCCAAAUCCACUUACUUCCCAGACCGAGUCUCAGAAUAACGUCAAUGUCUCUAAAGAUGAAGAUGCUCCUUACCCUCUGGCGUCCAAUGAAUCUGUCGAGACCGACGAAAAGAUUGACGUGGCCUUAAAAAGUCCGGCCGCUGAACCGGCUGUGGCAUCGCUCACGUCUUCGUUAGAGUCUGCCAAGAUACAAGAGCAGGCAAAGGAGUCGACAGUGUCAAAGGAGUGACCGGUUCGCUUCGGAAGUUUAUUUUUUGGUAGAAUUUUUGUAUGCUAAGUCUAGUUUAUUUGUACCAAUAAAAUUUUGCGUGAAUUAGAUAUGCAUAGAGGCGGUAUUUUCAAUGAAUGGUCAAUGAUUCUAUUUCUGUCUAUUGAUAUUCAUUAGCAGUAAAAUGCUAACGCCCAACCGAAAAUAGUUGUGCCCAGUUACGCGGGUUUUACAUGAUGUUCUUGAGUAAAAUUUAAAGUUGAUAUUGAAUUUCUAAUUUUUUUUUAUAAA
Molecule: messenger RNA, 1607 nt
Organism: Hyalella azteca
Lineage: Eukaryota; Metazoa; Arthropoda; Malacostraca; Amphipoda; Hyalellidae
Product: dehydrogenase/reductase SDR family member 12
Exons: 7
Coding region: 138-1337 (399 amino acids)
Source: RefSeq, a predicted model, not a curated record